Molecule: messenger RNA, 333 nt
Organism: Pediculus humanus corporis (human body louse)
Lineage: Eukaryota; Metazoa; Arthropoda; Insecta; Psocodea; Pediculidae
Product: protein FAM32A, putative
Exons: 3
Coding region: 1-333 (110 amino acids)
Cellular component (GO): nucleolus
Source: RefSeq, a predicted model, not a curated record
AUGUCAGAAUAUGAAGUUUGUGCUCGAGGACCGUUAAAAAUAAAAGGAGAUUCAAAUGUAAAAAAGAAGAAUAAAAAAAAAGAUAAAAAGAAAUUAUUAGAACAAGUAUCGAAAAUAGUUGAAACGGUUGAAAACGAUGCACAAAGACCACAAAAUGAAUUCGAAUUGACAAAAGCAGAAAUUGCAUUUAAAAAACAACAAGAAAAAAUGCAAGAAGAAAGAAUAAAAAAGAAAGCUUCAAUGUCACACAAGCAAAGAGUAGAAGAAUUUAAUAAACAUUUAGAUUCAUUAACAGAACAUUUUGACAUACCAAAAGUGAGUUGGACGAAAUGA